AUGAUUUUGACCAUGGAAACCCCAUUCUUCUGGUCAGUCCUUGGGCUGUGCUUGUUGUUUCUGAUGCGAUGGUCUUCUACUCCUGCUCUGAAGGGGGUUCCUACUGUCAAGUACCAUCGUCUGCUGCCGGACUUUCUGAACCGGAUCUUCUACUACCCCAACGCCGUAUCGAUGAUCAAUGAAGGAUAUUACAAGAAUGCACUGGGAGACUACACACACAUUAUUCUGAAUACCGAGUUGGUGUCUCUGACGAUUCGCAAGCGAUUGACACCUGCUCUAUGUCGAGUUGUUCCCCGCAUGAUCGAUGAGAUGGUCGGUGUCUUCAACGAUGUCCUACCAGGAGACGGAGAAUGGGUCAAAAUCAACUCCAACACUCUGUUCAACCGGCUCAUUGCGAUCUCAGCAUCACGUCUCAUGGUUGGUGAUAUUCUCCGCCAAAACGAAGAAUGGCUCAAUGCAGCUAUCACCUACGCCCACAGCCUGGGAAUUACUCUGGUCCUUUUGCGGCCCGUUCCCAAAUAUCUCCGUCCCUUGGUGGCACCCUUUCUUCCUCCGAUUUGGCGUAUGAGCAGGAGCGUGCGCCUGGCGAGACGUCUGUUUGUCCCGAUCAUUGAAGAGCGACGGCAGGCAGCGAAGGAAAACCCAGGAUACACCAGGCCAGAUGACUUUUUGCAGUGGAUGCUGGAUCUAGGCGAAGAACUGGGUGAGAAUCUUCCUGCCUCUGAGAUCUCGACCCAUAUGUUACUCUUGGUGGGCCUGGCGGUUACACACACAAGCACUAUGGCUUUGUGCCACGGCAUUUUCGAUUUGAUCACCAAGCCGGAGUAUCUGGAGCCUUUACGGGAGGAAAUCCAGCGGACUCUGCCUGAUGGAUGGCACAAGGGCACUCAGGCGGCAUUUGGAGACCAGGUUCGAUUGGACAGCUUCAUGCGGGAGUCUCAGCGUUUUGCACCACCCGGCGACUUGUCUUUCCACCGCAUUGUCAUGCAACCUCUGACCCUUCACGAUGGUAUCGUCCUGCCAAAGGGAAUUCACGUCUGUUUCCCUGCAGGCGCAAUCAGCCGAGACCCCGGUUUCGUCGCCAACCCCUCGACUUUCGACGGGUUCAGAUGGUGCAAAGACCCUAAGGAUCGGUAUCUCCUGUGUCCCGAAUUGGCCAACUCCGUGGAAACCAAGUCCGAGAACGAUGAAGAUGCGGGCAACGCUCCAGCCUCUUGGGUUUCCGUCACUACUACAAACAUGGGAUUCGGUUUUGGACGUCAGACUUGCCCUGGUCGAUUCUUUGCGGCAAACACUGCCAAGAUCAUCAUGAGUCGCCUCAUUCUGGACUAUGACUUCAAGCUUGCUGGGAAGAAGAGCGGAGAACGGCCACCUAACGUGUACAUUGGAGAACACAUUCUCCCUAACCUCCAUGCUGAUCUUCUUUUCCGGAAGAAGACUCAUGGUUUUUGA
Messenger RNA from Penicillium olsonii, 1452 nucleotides. The record is from the annotation of a GenBank genome assembly. Lineage: Eukaryota; Fungi; Ascomycota; Eurotiomycetes; Eurotiales; Aspergillaceae.